AUGCUGACUCUGCAAGAGGUCCUGAACGACUCGGUAGCCGACAAUGGCGUCGAUGAUGAGACCGACAUCCCCAUCGAGCACACCACCCUGCCAUACAACGUCCGCACCUGGACCGGUCUGCAUGUCGCCACCUGGCUGCAUCUCAACGGAUUUUCGCUGCACUCCUCCAACCUGAACAAUAGCUUGACUGGAAAUCACCUGCUCAAAAUGACAAGCGAGGACCUCAAGAUCAUCCUGCGCAUUGCCGACUGGGAGCAGCGCAUGAAGCUCUGGCGUGCCAUCGAAAAGCUGCAGCUUCGCCAGCAGAUGCUGAGCUCCAACGAGUACAGCCGCCCCGCCACCAAGAGCGUUGUGCGCGAAGACCAGCUCCAGUAUCCGUGCAAGGUCCACCUGUCCUCCCAGGAAAAAUCCGUCAUGGAGGUGCGCCGCCGCCCUGUGGCCGCCCAGGACCGCUGGCGAAAGCUUUCCGACCUGGAUCUCAAGUCGGACAUCAGCUAUCCACGCCGAGAGUCUGGCUACAGCUCAACCGCAGCCUCCGAGUCUGAGGAGAUUCUCACAGAGUCCAAGGAAAAGCACCUGGAAUGCCUCAAGAUCUUUGAAGAGUCGCUGCAGGCCAAGGUUCUGCUUGGCAGCUGGGGCUACAGCAACUGUUCGCUGAUUCAGCUCUCGGACUCCGAGAUGGCCCUUGCUAUGGAGCUGCUCGAGCACAACUCGUCACUCCAAUCACUGACGCUCUGCUACAACGGCAUCAACGACGAAGGCGCCAAGCUGAUUGCCCAGGCCCUGUCAAAGAACACCACCCUCAAGGAACUCGACCUCAGCUCCAACUGUAUUGGGCCCGUUGGAGCUCAGGCAAUCGCCAACACCCUCGUCCAUCACAACACCACCCUGACUUCUCUCCGACUGAACUGCAACUCUCUUGGAGACGCCGGUGCUAUUGAAAUUGGCUUUGCUAUCCGUGGCAGCACCUCCCUGACGGACGUCGAUCUGACCCAGAACGACAUCACGGACAAGGGUGCGGUGUUCCUCGCCGAGUGUCUCACGGCCAGCACCCGGAUCAAGUCACUGAAUCUAAUCGGCAACUCCAUCGAAGCUGCGGGCACCAAGCGUCUCCUGGCUGCUUUCGAACGCCACACCACGCUCCAUGCAAUCCACAUGAAUGGCUCAGGUGGCUGGGGCCAGCGCACAUCGCCUGUUACCAAGGUCAAGAUCGAUCCCAAGAACCGGAACCAGCAGCCUCCGAGUCCCGAGCCGCUGACGCCCACUGCUGCAAAGCCGCGUUUGAAGCGGAGUGUCUCGCAGACACUCUUUUCGUUCCUGAGCCGAGGCACCACCAAGUAA
Messenger RNA from Polychytrium aggregatum, 1341 nucleotides. RefSeq lists its product as uncharacterized. Lineage: Eukaryota; Fungi; Chytridiomycota; Chytridiomycetes; Polychytriales. Bases 1 to 1341 code for a protein of 446 amino acids. Gene Ontology annotation, molecular function: protein binding. The record is from RefSeq and is a predicted model, not a curated record. The transcript is spliced from 9 exons.